AUGGCUUCAGAUUCGUCGUUGAUGGCUCUUGAGAAACUAUCGAAUGCAUUCCGAAGACCCAGCUUACAAAUUGAAAAAUUCAUGGCUGUAGCACAAGGCGAAACAAGCAAAGAAAAUAGAGCAACGCCAGUGGUCCCAUCACGAAAUCGUUACGGUCGUCCGUAUAUUUCGGGUCGUCCACUUCUCACAUGUGAUCGCCUCAAAAUUGUGGAGUGCUAUCAAAAAGGGAUGAAGAAGAUCCAUAUAGCGAAACAGCUUGGCAUCACACACAGCUGCGUCAGCAAGGUGCUUCGAAGGUAUUCCGAAACUGGUGAAAUAGUUGCAAAAGCUUGUCGAACCGCCUCAUGUUCGUGUCCAGGGUCUGCCGAACAGCACGAUGUUCGAUAUUGUCGACAUCUCCAAGAUAAAACGAAACGGCUAUUCUAUUCCAUUGAAAACAUUCUUCGCAACGAAAAUGUACGAGUGAUUUACUAUUCAAAGUCAAAUAAUAAUCUAUAA
This is a messenger RNA of Caenorhabditis bovis, 498 nucleotides long. Lineage: Eukaryota; Metazoa; Nematoda; Chromadorea; Rhabditida; Rhabditidae. The record is from the annotation of a GenBank genome assembly.